Molecule: messenger RNA, 1615 nt
Organism: Kockovaella imperatae
Lineage: Eukaryota; Fungi; Basidiomycota; Tremellomycetes; Tremellales; Cuniculitremaceae
Product: mitochondrial carrier domain-containing protein
Exons: 5
Coding region: 202-1611 (469 amino acids)
Source: RefSeq, a predicted model, not a curated record
AAAUUUGAUUCCGUCGACUGUGGUCGGCGGUGGUGGUGGUGGCGACGACGACACGAGCUUGACACAGUCUCGACAUUGCUCACAACAACUCAGUAGGUCUACGAGAUCUACAGCUGCAUUCAUCGAAGGACCGACUGGACUGUGUCAGCAGCAUCCUGGAAAUCACUCGACUGUACAUUCUCUGCUCAAUCGCCUCUCGAGAUGGCAUCCGGUUCAUCCAGACCAGCUUCGGUUCGCAACCUCUACAACCCUCCCGCCGAAGAAUGGGUCUUUUUACCUCCGACAGUCUCUCCGCCGCCAUCUGCUUCGCCUCCUACUCCUUCCCAUCUCCCGACUCCAUUCAGUUCUCCUCUGCCAGAACCUGAUGAAGGAGUCAACCCUCGCAUUUAUGGUCUCUUGCAGAUCUUCGCAGCUGAAUAUUUCACGACGGCAGUGGGCAUGCCCUUCGAAGUGGGCAAGACAUUGCUCCAGAUUGAAUAUCGACCGAGACAGAGAUUCGCUCCCACAAAGCCGGAGAGCUCGGAGGUGGCCCAGAAAGACUGGUUGGCAGAUGAAGCGGAGUUGAACAACCCUGAAGAAGCAGACGUCUACUUUACAGAGCGAUUAUCAGGUCCUUCGUCGACCUCUUUCAUCCCGCCUCCACCGCCAGAGCCACUUGUGCCUGCCGACGCGUCAGGCUAUCUGCCGGACCUCCACCCCUCUUGGAUGCUCAACGAUGACCCAGAGAUAUCAAGAGGAAACGGGGUUUGGGGGAUGAUGCGUCGUCUGCGUUUGACACCCUCUGAAGGUCUUCCAUCACUCUGGAAAUCUCAGCUCAUAACGACCUUUCAUUCCAUGUUGGUCAGCUUGAUCCAGCCUCACGUUCACACUACUCUGCUUGGCUUCUUCCCCACCACCCCUCCGUUCAACCCCGACGUCCCUUUGUCCGCACUUCCGUCUCCGGGCGUUCCUCUCGCUUUAGGCGUCACAUCACACCUCUUGACCCAUCUCGUGCUGAGUCCGAUGGAGGUCAUCCGGACUAGAUUGAUCGCCAUGCCUAUCUCUCAGCCCUCGACGCCAUCCUCCAUCGCAAUGUUCAGACAGAUGUUGAGCGAAGAAGGUGGUCUCGCGAACCUAUACCUCAACUCGAACCUUCUCAUUCCAUCAAUUUUGGAGCACAUAUUGCGACCUCUCUUCACCUUGUCUGUCCCUCUAAUCCUCGAAAGACAGUUCAGCAUCUCUCCUGAAUUGUCUCCCAUCACGUAUGCAACGUGCGAUCUCGCACUCGGCAUCGCGUCACUUGUGGUCCUCCUGCCCAUCGAGACAGUGAGGAAACGAUUGCAGAUCCAAGCUAGGGGAAACAGCAAGCGGAUAAAGAGUAUAGUUGCGCUACGAGAUCGAGAUUAUGUCGGAGUGGUAGAAGCCAUGUGGAGGAUCGUGACCGAGGAGACCGGCGUGCGAAGGAAGCGAGUCAUGUCGGAGCGAGAUGAAGGUGGCCUGUUUGCUGGCAUCCGUCAACUCUAUCGAGGAUUUGGCAUGGCAGCAACUGCCCAUCUUACUGUGUUUGGUCUGGGGCUCGUCAGUGCCAGUAUGGGUGGUUCUGGCUUUGACAGUGGGUGGAAAGAGAUAUAAGGUU